This is a messenger RNA of Acanthisitta chloris (rifleman), 743 nucleotides long. Its product is annotated as proteoglycan 4-like. The record is from RefSeq and is a predicted model, not a curated record. Lineage: Eukaryota; Metazoa; Chordata; Aves; Passeriformes; Acanthisittidae. The transcript has a single exon. The annotation marks the transcript as partial.
CACCGGCAGGAACAGCGCCCGAGGAAGUGUUGAGGGAGGAAGCCCCGACAGGGACAGAGCCCGAGGAGACUGCAGAGACAGUCCCGGCAGGGGUAGAGCCCGAGGAGGCUGCAGAGACAGUUCCGACAGGGACAGAGCCCGAGGAAGUGUUGAGGGAGGAAGCCCCGACAGGGACAGAGCCCGAGGAGACUGCAGAGACAGUCCCGGCAGGGGUAGAGCCCGAGGAGGCUGCAGAGACAGUUCCGACAGGGACAGAGCCCGAGGAAGUGUUGAGGGAGGAAGCCCCGACAGGGACAGACCCUGAAGAGGCACAGGUGACAGCACCAGCACCGUCGGGGACAGUCCCCGAGGAUGCUGUGCGGGAGGCAGCCCCGGCGGGGACAGAGCCCGAGGAGGCGCUAGGGCAGGUGGUCCCGGAGGGGACAGGGCCCGAGGAGGAGCUAGGGCAGGUGGUCCCAGAGGGGACGGAGCCUGAGAAGGUGUCGGGGACAGUCCCCGAGGAUGGGGUGCAGGAGGCAGCCCCGGCGGGGACCGAGCCCGAGGGGCUAAGGCAAGCGGUCCCAGAGAGGACAGAGCCCGAGGAUGCGGUGCAGGAGGCAGUCCCGGCUGGGGAAGCCCCUGAGGAGGCUGCGGGAACAGAGCCCGAGGAAGCUGCGGCGACAGCCCCGACGGUGUCAGAGCCCAAAGAUGCUGAGCAGGAUGCAGUCUCGGCAGUGACAGGCCCCGAGGAUGCUGUGCAGGAU